GGGCACUAAUCAACUCUGACAAACCCAGAACUGCACCAGACGGCAAUUGCCUAGAACACGAACAGAACACAGGAAAGAUGGCCUCGUAUCAACUCCGACCAGUGCCCCAGCCCCUGGCCGUCUUCGAGCACAUGGUUGCCCACCAGACCCAGACGCUGGUUAUCAAAGAGUCCGGCGACAGCUUCGACAUCAGGACGCCUCGACGGGAGGCCGUGGAUGAACGUUAAACCCAAGUUCCCAACCGCCCAUGCCCGCAAGAAGGUUAACGAUGCCACCGGGCGUCAUCUCUUCGACAUAAUCAAAGAGAGUUUGCACUUGCACACCACGUUCUCCAUCCAGGACGAGAGCCGAAAGAAGGAACUCAUGGAGGUGAAGAGCGAGUGGUCUAUCGCAAAAACCAAGGCAAAUGCCACCUUCACCACCGCCCACGGCACCCCUGUCACGCUUGUGAUGGAGGGGAAGUGGCCCGGCCACUCGGUUGACAUCGUUGACAAAGCGAGCGGUGUAAGCGCGCGCGCUCGGAUUGAGCGCAAGAUGGAGACCGUCAGACAGUCCUUCGGAGAGAUUGCAGGACAGCAGACGUACCAUGCCACGGUGGCACCCAACGUGGAUACGGCACUCAUUGUGGCCAUGUGCGUUUGCCUCGACGAGGAGAAGGAAGUAGGUGAGAACAAUGGGCGGUGUUGUACUAUUUUGUAGGAUUGAUUAUGAAUUCAGGGUGGCUGCUUGGCUGUCUACAUGUAGGUAAGGUACUCCUUACUUACCAUUCGUACCAGCAACGUUCAACCAGUCAUGGUUGGAAGACGACAUAUUGCAGUUUAAAUUUACAUCCAUGUAAUACGGCUUGGAUGUUUG
This is a messenger RNA of Parathielavia appendiculata, 855 nucleotides long. RefSeq lists its product as uncharacterized. NCBI's taxonomy places the organism in Eukaryota, Fungi, Ascomycota, Sordariomycetes, Sordariales, Chaetomiaceae. Bases 217 to 699 code for a protein of 160 amino acids. The record is from RefSeq and is a predicted model, not a curated record. The transcript has 2 exons.